Messenger RNA from Trematomus bernacchii (emerald rockcod), 844 nucleotides. It is a transcript of the gene cript, whose product is annotated as cysteine-rich PDZ-binding protein. The transcript has 5 exons. Gene Ontology annotation, molecular function: PDZ domain binding; microtubule binding. The record is from RefSeq and is a predicted model, not a curated record. Lineage: Eukaryota; Metazoa; Chordata; Actinopteri; Perciformes; Nototheniidae. Gene Ontology annotation, cellular component: dendrite. Gene Ontology annotation, biological process: cytoplasmic microtubule organization. The coding region runs from base 121 to 426 and encodes 101 amino acids.
AGAGGUAGAAACGACCGGAAGUUUACAUGUUUUUGCCAAACAAAAACUGAGCUAACACUUUUAUUCGGUUUUCCCCAACCUUUGACGAUAAGUAUCUGCUUGAAACAUACAUAAAGGAAAAUGGUUUGUGACAAGUGCGAGACGAAGCUCGGUAAAGUGAUCACACCUGACACCUGGAAGGACGGAGCACGGAAUACAACAGAGGGUGGUGGGCGAAAGCUCAAUGAAAACAAGAUCCUUACUUCCAAGAAAGCCAGGUUUGACCCGUACAGCAAGACGGGUUUUGCAACCUGCAGGAUCUGCAGAAGCUCAGUUCAUCAGCAUGGAUCACACUACUGCCAGGGCUGUGCGUACAAGAAAGGAAUCUGUGCAAUGUGUGGAAAGAAAGUUUUGGACACCAAAAACUACAGACAGACAUCUGUGUGACAGCGUGCCGAACAGACAACAGUACGACGAGUGAAUAACAGAUGUGAGGAUGACACGGAAGUGUAUGUUUUUGAGUAAGCUUCCACAAUAUCGUGCUCAACAUACAGCCAUAAGUCUUUUAUGUUAUUUUUCCCACCUUUUGUGAAAGAAAGAGAUUUGGAGCUGGCUUUGCCCUCUUAUUACAAAAUAUCAUAUAAUGCCACUGGAACUAUUACAGUGGCCGUACACAGGGAAGCACCUUUGUAUCCAAAUAAACCACCGGUCAUCACCUGUUACUCUACUAGAGGCUUAUAGAUUUCUUUGUAUAUUUUAAAUUCAGGCGUUAUAUAUAUUUUCUUUCAAACAUAGGUUGAUUUCUGUAUGUGAUGUAUCAAGUGUGGCAUUUUUGAUUGAAUUAAAGCAUUCAAUAUAAAAUACA